Molecule: messenger RNA, 4859 nt
Organism: Gadus chalcogrammus (walleye pollock)
Lineage: Eukaryota; Metazoa; Chordata; Actinopteri; Gadiformes; Gadidae
Product: NACHT, LRR and PYD domains-containing protein 3
Exons: 9
Coding region: 461-3148 (895 amino acids)
Cellular component (GO): cytoplasm
Molecular function (GO): protein binding
Source: RefSeq, a predicted model, not a curated record
GGGGCCAGACUGUUGACGCGGCAUGAACGUGUUCUGUGCAGGAGCGCACUUCAUUUGCCUUUUUUUCCGCCUUAAAACAUCUGUUUUGUGUGUUCUAUGUUGUAUGUAUUUUAAACAUGCAAGUAAAUGUCUUCCUUGCCUGAACGACAUUUAUUGAAAAUGUUAACGUCAGGGUGGAUCUCUUCCCCAUCCAUGUCGUAGAUUCUGAGUAGUUUCGUAUCUUUCGAGGACUAGACGUGUGUGCAUCAAUUCUAAACCUGUAAUUAACCAGAUAUCAAUCCUACUUCCGUGUCCGAAGGUUGAUUUGUUAACUUAGUAGUUGGAUGACUGUAACCCGACUUUCUUUUCUUAAGUCUCGAGACAAUUAGUCAACUAUUGUUUACACGUCACUUAAUCGACUGCAUUUUCAAGAACAUUCAAUAACUGCAUUAUACUUAACGGAAUAUAAGGUUUUGAAACCAUGGACAAAGAAGCUUUGUUGGAUGACCUUAUGUCCAAUAAGGGCACAUCGUCCCUUCUGAGCGGCCAGCUGGCAAUCAAAGUGGUAAUGGACAACCAAUACAUACCUCCUUUGAUAACUGGGGCUGAGGAAGACAUAGGAACCAGCUUCACCUCUCUUGGCCAUGUUGUCGACUCAGUUCUGUCCGAUCAGAUCAAAACAAUAGCAUUAGUUGGCUCAGCAGGGUCCGGUAAAACAACUGCCUUAGAGAAGUUUAUUGUAGACUGGGCCAAAGGGGAUCAUUGCCAGAAGUUCUCUCAUGUGUUCCUUUAUGACUUGAAGGAUCUGAGUUGUGACAGCCAAUAUUCCCUGAAAACAUUGAUACAACAGAAUCGCCAUCCGUUCGACCCAGAGUCUAUGGCUCUUGUGCUGCAGAGGCCAGAGAAUGUAAUGUUUGUGUUUGACACGUUGGACCUCUACAAACAUCCCUUGGACCGCUCAGAACACACUCUCUGCUCUGAUCCCAGCAUGCCAAUCACAAUAUCCACUUUUGUGGCCAGCCUACUUCACGGGUCACUUCUGAAAGGAGCUACUUUUUUAGUGGCCACCAGGCCUACAGACAGUCUGAAGUUUCUGGAGGGCUUCAAGUUGGAGCUGUUGGGGUUUUCAAAACCCCAACGAGAGGCCUACUUUGGAAAGUUCUUCCCUGACCCACAUGUGGCCAACAUUGCUUGGCAGAACAUGGAGAGGACAUUGGGUUUUUACGAUUUUGGUUCCUCUCCUCGUUUUUGUUGGACUGUUAGCUCGGUUUAUAAGAAUCAGCUAGAUGCUGGAGAGAGACUGCCUGAAACACUAACUGAGAUAUGUGUCAAUGCAAUGGCACAAAUAGUCGCAUCCCUUGCACUGGAUGAGGUCCGGGCCAGAGAAGUGGUGUUGGCCCUAGGUAGACUGGCUGCUCAUUGCUGCAUUGAUCCACAGUCUACCUGCUGCAAACACAGAAUUGCAACAUUGGGUCUGAAACAGCUCCUAAACGCUCCGGUCCUGGUUCACUCCCUGCUAAGGGUAGACGGUGACAUGGAAUCAGAUCAAUGCAUCUUGUCGUUUCACUCCCAGCUGAUGCAAGAGUUGCUAUUAGCUGUGUCUUUCCUUUUGGAUAAGACAAUAGCGAAAGACGCGACUGAACUGUUGAACACGCAUGAAGGCCAUGUGAGGUAUCUUCAUCUCUACCUGGCAGGGCUUUUGAACCCCAGUCAGCGGAGGCCACUGGAGUCUCUGCUGGGGGCGUUUAACGAUGAGCAGCUGAUGGACUUUAAAUGUUGGCUUGAAACCAGCUCUCAGAAAACAGUCGAAGGCUACCACAAAGAAAAACACCUGACAGUCUUCCGGCUGCUCCAUCAGAGUCAAAACAAUGUGUUGGUGAAGGAAGUCAUCACGCCGUCGGCUCGAAUCGGCAUCAGCUAUGGAGGCCUGGGCCUUGUUGACUGUGUUGCUUUGAAUUACGUUGUAAAGUGCCUUGGAGGGAUGGAGUGUUUGAAUCUGUAUUUAGCAAAGAAUUUGACGGAGGAGGGAACAGAUGCCCUGAUCCCAGCCAUGGGCCUGUCUCAGAAGAUAACGUUAUCAAAUAGCUCCCUGAGCGCAGCCUCUGUUGCCCAUAUAGCCAAGGCCUUAAGGGAAGGAAUAACCAAGGAGCUUGAUCUGUCGCGUACCCAACUUGGAGAUGCUAAUCUCAAAGUCCUCUGCAAUGGUCUCAGAGCUUGCAAGUUGCACACAUUAAACAUUCUAGCAUCCGGACUGACUGAGGCCUGCUGUGGAGAUCUGUCCUUGGCGCUUACCUCCUCCACCUCCCAGUUGAGUGUGUUGGACCUGAUGUUCAACAAGCUCGGUGACCAGGGACUCGUGCAGUUGUGCCAAGCCCUGGAGAACCCUUUCUGCAAACUACAAGAGCUUAAGCUACGUAGCUGUCAGGUGACAGCGCGAUCCAUGGAGGCUUUGUCCACAGCCUUGUGUUGCGGCCAAUCACAACUCAGGAUUCUGGACCUGACAGGAAACACAAUUGGUGACAUUGGAGCAGAGCAUCUAUCCCAAGCACUAGAGCACCCACAUUGUAACCUACAGAGGCUCACACUCAGUGCCACAGAGUUGACAGGGAGUUGCUGUCACCGUUUGGCCCAGGCCUUGAGAUCAGACCACUGCUCCUUGGUAGAGUUGGACCUCUCUGUGAAUGAGCUGGGACCGGAGGGAGCGCUGCAGCUCUGCAAAGCUCUCCGAGAACCCGGCUGCCCACUGGAAAAACUCAGUUUGACGGGGUGUGAGUUGACACACGUUGUGUUUACCGAGUUUGGUCUCCUACUGACGAGCGGGGGCUCCCAGCUCAAGUCCCUGUCUCUAGCUAUGAAUGACGUAGGAGACGGAGGGAUGAAAAGCCUGUGGAAGGCUAUCGCAGAUCCAUGCUGUCUCCUAGAGGAAUUGAGCAUUGAAAUGACCCAGCUGACGGACGUCAGCGCUGGGGACCUGUGUGCAUCCCUGAGGGCCAGUCGCUCCCUGAAGAGCCUGGACCUGUCCAACAACAUGCUGAGCGAUGCAUCCAUUACAGCCCUUGUCCAGGUCGUACAGGACAGCCCCUUCUUGCAGGAAGUAAACCUGAAGUAUAAUGACUUCAGUGAAGACGUUUUCGAGAUCAUGGACAAGUGUGGCAAAAUAAAUUACUAAAGGUUCAAGGACAUUUUACUGCUAUCGGUUUAAGAUGGCUCGAAGCAAUAAUGGCAACUAUGACAUUUUAUUCAACAAUUUAAUAAAUAUAUUAAAUAUACUGAAAAGGAAUGCAUAGUGAAUUACAUUAAAAACAUGUUUAAUGUAAUUUAAUUUGACAUAAUUUGGUAUUUUUGAACAUUCUCUUUAAGGCAUAUAAAACAAUACUUCUACAACCAUCAAAUAUAUUAUUCAAUGAUAAAGCUCUUUCAUUUCACAGAAUAAAAUAUUUCACUGAAAUUGUAAUCUUAAUACAAAACAACAGAAAAUAAACUUGCUUUAUAAAAUCGUCUAAGGUCAUUCUGUAAGUACCUGACUGCUGUAAACACAAAAGACACACAGUGAUAAAUAGUCCUCACUCCAGACGCAAGGUGGAUGUCAGCGUAACUCUGCCGGAAGUGAUUUUAAAGCCACAUAUCUUUUUAAAAUAACAACAGAGAUGGAUGUCAUUGGUAAUAUCCUGUACAGAUAUUAGCUCAGGUCCUGGAACAGCCAUUCGAGCUGGAGUCCUUGGAGUCCUUUGAACUCCUGCAGUGUGUGUCGGCUUCGUCCUCCGAACUGCUCUCAAUGUCACUGCGGUCGUCCUUUGCAACCUGGGAAGCGAAGCCACAUUAUGCAUCAGUGUUAUCCCCACCGAGCUGCUUCAGAAUGGACUUACAGAAAUGGGCGUAUCUAUUCCUGGCGGGACUCUCCAUUCAUGUGCCGCCUAUCAGCUGAUGGCUAACACGGACCAAUCAAACACACGUACACGAUGGACGGUCAAUUUAAGACCUUGCAUUUCACACACACUCUGAAGCGUGCAGGCCUGGAUUUGACCCCCCAGCUCCCCCCUCUGCCCCUCCUGCUUUGUUGCUGCUCUGUGUUGUAGUUAACCUAAUCAUCAGGUUGAGAUACUAGAUGUACCGCCUGAGUGGAUUGUACAGUGUUUUCCCAUUUGUCCAAUGUAGGUAUGUUUUAUCUGACAUUUGUUUGUCAUUGUUUCAAAUCCUUCAGCAUGGAGCCCCUUAAAGAGUGGAACCUUAGUGCCAAACUAAAGUGUGUUACCAUUUCAUUCAAUAAAUGGUUCGGUCUAGGACAUGAGUUAUUUCUGACAGAAUGACAUAAAGGGCACACUUGACGUGGGACUCGGACUAGACGUUUACCUUUCCCUUGAAUAAGGCCUUGAUGGCGAUGCGAGCGAUGAGGUAGAACCAGAUGACGUGGAGGACCUGCAGCACCAGUAGCAACCCGUUCAGCAGCCACCACGACUGGUAGGGGCCCACAAUCUCCCAGCUCUCGAUCAGAACGCUGCGGACCACCCUGGAGCGGCCCAGCCAGACACACAAUCGCAGUUGAUCAGUUUGGGGAGUCGAAAAUUCAUGGGAGAUUUCUAUACUGUUCAAAAAUGUUGUGGGAAAACUAUUUUUACAUGCAUGGCUCACACCGUAAAAACAUUGAACCAAUAAAAACAUGAGUGACGAACAACAAGAAUUUACACCAAAACAAAUAUGAUUGUUAACAUGUAGGUGAUGUUAAUCUUUCUGAGGUGUUCUCCAUCAAACUGUGUGUUAUAUUUCAAUCAAUGACGGGAAUAGUCUGAAAUGUACAUUGUUGAAGAACACAUCACAUUAAACAUGUUGAAAGUCUCACCAGAAUGGAUAGAUGACAAGGCGAGUGAUGAAGAAAACUAGGC